UUCUUGGCCAAGGUUCCUAGACAUGUCGGGCGGGAGCAUCUCCACGGCCCGGCCCGGAGUGCUGCGCAGCCAGACUCCUCCGUUGCCUGCGAGGAGGACAGAGGAUGGGGCGGCUGCGGCCCGGCCGGGCGGCGCCCCCACCUCGCAGCAAGAGGAAGAGGAGGCCGAGAGCGGGGAGAGCGGCGACGGCGGGAGCUGGGGCUCCUCGUACUCCUCCGGCAGUGACGACGACCUUGAGGCUGAGUGGUCGAACAGUGUGCAGAAAUACGGGGAGCUAUUUUAUCUAGAGCUGAGUGACAGUGAAGAAGAAAGUCUCCUUCCAGAAACACCAGCUGUGAACCACGUCAGGUUCAGUGAAAAUGAAAUCAUCUUUGGCGAGGAUUAUCUCCGAGAAGGAAGAAAAUGUGAACCCAGACUUAAGAAGUUUUCCAAAAUUUUGAAAAGUCGGAGACUUUUGCCAAAACGUUACAAUAAAAAAAGCAGCAAUGGACCAGUAUCGAUCCUGAAACAUCAGCCUACUCAGAAAAUGGGCGUCCUUCUUCAGCAGCGGUACAAGGACGUGUCUGUCUUUGUAAACCCCAAAAAUGCGGCAGUCAUGAAAGCAAAGGAACAUCUCAGACUUCUGGAAUUGUUGCUGGGGAUUAUUCACCAGUCUAAAUGGAAGAGAAAAAGCGAAGGCACCCAUGGAGCAAGACUUGUAGUGCACGGCUUACUGCCAGGAGGCCCCGCCAUGAAGAGCGGACAAGUACUGAUCGGUGAUACCCUGGCCGCUGUCAACGAUGUGGACGUGACCUCAGAGAACAUAGAGAGAGUUUUAUCUUGCAUCCCGGGUCCUAUGCAGGUGAAACUAACAUUUGAAAUUGCAAACUCUGGGUCAAAAGAAGUCGUUCAGCCCAAACAGAAGAAGGCCCAGACAACGUCUAGUGGUUUAGUCAGACUACUCUGGGGGGAAGAGGUCCAGGAUCUUCAGCAGAAUCUCCAGAGCACCCCUCACAUCAUCAUGUACCUCACUCUCCAGCUGGACUCGGAGACAUCGAAGGAUGAGCAGGAGAUUCUUUACCAUUACCCAACGUCUGAAGCAUCUCAGAAACUUAAAAGUGUAAGAGGAAUAUUUCUAACCCUCUGUGACAUGCUGGAAAAUGUGGCUGGGACACAAGUUACCAGCUCAUCACUUUCUUUAAAUGACAAAUUAGUACAUGUGGCUUACUGGAAGGAAGAUGACAAAUUGUUAUUAAUUGGACUUCCUGCUGAAGAGGUUCCUCUUCCUCAGCUACGGAACAUGAUAGAAGAUGUUGCCCAAACCUUAAAGUUUAUGUAUGGUUCUUUAAACAGCGCCUUCAGUGAGGCCGAGAACGUCGCUCGUUUGGAUCACUUUUUCAACCUGUUCUUCCAAAGAGCGAUUCAGCCUGAGCUGCUUUACUCCAGGACUGGCGCUCAGUCCUACGAUGCCUCCAGCUCCCUGUUCAUCGACACUCUGCCUGGUGUCCAGUGGCUCACCCUUCCACAGGAAACGCAGAUGGAAAUUGACAUGGCACUAAAUGAUUUCGAGGCGGCAGACUUUGCAGAACUGUCUGAAGAUUACUACGACAUGAGGCGUCUGUACACAAUACUGGGGUGUUCUCUCUUUUAUAAGGGGUAUUUGGUCUGCAGCCACUUGCCAAAGGAUGACCUUCUUGAUAUUGCCACGUACUGUCGGCAUUAUUGCCUGCUCCCAUUAGUGUCAGAACAAAGGAUCGGUCACUUGGUCAUAUGGAGAGAAGUGUUCCCAAGGCACCAUCUUCAGCCUCCCUCCGAACCAGAUCCCCAAGUCUUUCAAGAGCCCGAGGGAAGAUAUUUUUUAUUAAUCGUUGGUUUGAAGCAUUACUUGCUGUGUGUGCUGCUAGAGGCUGGAGGGUGCACCUCCAAAGCAGUUGGGCAUCCCGGACCAGAUUGCAUCUAUGUGGACCAAGUCAAAGCUACUCUCCUGCGGCUGGAGGGAGUAGAGGCCAGCCUAGAAGCGAGGCUGGCCUCUCCUUCCAAGCCCUGUUUGUCUUGUGCGGACUGGUUCCUUCCCUCCUCCCGGGAUAAGCUAGAAAGCUUGACCUCCUCCCCUCUCCUCACCAAGCUCCAACACACCUCCAGAGCCAUCACCUCUCCUUCCAGCCGACGGCGGCUGUUCAGCGACCACUCGCUGAAGACGCGUAAGCUCAGUCCUUCCAGAAGCAGUGGGGGCUCCGACAAGGGCAUCGAAGGUCCUGGGGACGGGGGUGGCCCCAGCCCGCUCACAACCCCAGAUCCGCUCCGCAAGCAGGGAGCGGAAGAAGCUCAGAGUCCGGGAGGGCCACAAGCCAGCGGCGCCCUGCUCAAGGCCACUAAAAAGAAGGCUACCCUUCCCAAUCCUUUUCAUUUAGGAAAGCUCAAAAAGGACCUUUCAGAAAAAGAAAUGGAACUAUUUGAUGCCACGAAGUUGACAUCUGGCACUGAGAACACACUUUUUCAUUACGUUGCCUUAGAAACAGUACAAGGAAUCUUUGUCACUCCAACUCAUGAAGAGGUGGCACAGCUCAAUGGUUCUAUCCACCCUCAACUAAUAAAGAAUUUCCAUCGAUGCUGUCUUUCCAUUCGUACAAUCUUCCAGCAGUCCUUGAUGCAUGAGAAGAAGAAGAAGGCCCUUAGUGUUAAAGAUAAUUCAGAGUCUACUCAUGCUGCAUCCUCCCUCAAUCCUGUGAAAGAACAUGGCGUCUUAUUCGAAUGUUCCCCUGAAAACUGGACAGAUCAGAAAAAACCACCUCCAGUUAUGGCUUACUGGGUUGUAGGGAGACUCUUCUUAGAGCCCAAACCUCAAGAACUCUAUGUGUGUUUUCAUGACUCGGUCACUGAAAUCGCCGUCGAAUUGGCAUUUAAACUGUCCUUCGGCUUGGCCACGUGAUGCGCCUUCCCGGUCCUCCAGGCACGCCUCGGAGCAGCCAUCAGCAGAAACACCGACACCUACCCUGAGAUGGCAGCAUCUUUAAUGUGUCCUGGAAACAACUUUAAAUGGUCCCGGAAGGUACUCGCCAUUCUCAUUAAAUGCAGGACGCUUGAAAGGAUACUUCAUGUGUAUAGGAAGAUGGAGUUGUUAAUUUAUUGUCAUUGUAUUAUAUGUGUUGUUUUGUUGUAUAUUUUGAAAUAAUGUGUAUGGGGCAGCUAGGUGGUGCAGUGGAUAGAGUACCCACCCUGGAGUCAGAAGGACCUGAGUUCAAAUCUGGCCUCAGACACUUGACACUUAUGAGCUGUGUGAACCUGGGCAAGUCACUUAACCCCAAUUGCCUCACCAAAAAAAAAAAAGAAAAGAAAAGAAAUAAUGUUUAUAAAAUUUAAUAUCAAAUUGCCUUUGGGAAGAAAAUAUCAUGGAAAAUCUCCAAAAUCAUGUUAUCUUUGCCUUGUGGCUAAUAUUGAUAAGACGGGUGCAGGACCAGGAGCCAGGCGGCCUGUGCUCUGGUCCCAGCUUUUCUCCGAGCAGUAGUAGGUCUCCACACAAGACCCUGAGGCGCUGUUAUCAUGAGAGUAAAUCACAGGAUUGGACUAACUGGAUUCUAAUGCGCCUUGCAGCCUUCUGGGCCUCUGUUUCCCCAUAAGCUUGAAUAUUGGUAAUUUCUGUCCAGUCUUCUUUCCGAGGCAGGUAUUAAAACCUCACCAAUGGGGCAGCUAGGUGGCGCAGUGGAUAGAGCACCGGCCCUGGAUUCAGGAGGACCUGAGUUCAAAUCCGGCCUCAGACACUUAACACUUACUAGCUGUGUGACCUUGGGCAAGUCACUUAACCCCAAUUGCCUCACUUAAAAAAACCUCACCAGUUCAAAUCUCCUUUUCCCUACAAUCAGGAAAGGGUCAGAACAAAAACCACGUAGUCUUCACCCCUCCAGUCAUUGGGUUUUAAAACUGCCUGCUAGGAGCAGGAUUUUUUCUGUUUCCUGAGUAGAUGUAUCCUGUUUUUACACAGUAGACACCUUCCUGAAAAGCCACAUAUAGAUCAGCUUUCUGAAAACCAAGUUCUUUAUUACACACAAUAUGAUUCCCAGUUAUAGGAAUCCCAUGGGCAAAGUUAAUCCCGUUGGUUUAAAAAAAAAAAAGCAUCCACCUUUGAUUCAUCUGUCUUGCAAGUUUCCAACGUGGUUUUCUUUAAUUAAGACACUCUUAUGGUAUUAUAGGAUUCAUCUUAGCCUUUAGUAGAAAAGAAUAUUAAGAAAUCUUGAUGCUAGAAUUUCCCCUAACUGAGAAAGCUGUGUGGGGGGCAGUAAAGAAGCCUAGCAAAGGUGGCAGCCCUGCAUGGCUGUGUGGCCUGUGCGCAGCCCCCUUGGGGCGCAGGGCGGGACUCCAGUUGGGUUUCCUCAUAGCCUGGAACUAGAGAAGGGCUACCAAGACCCCCACGCUGGGCCGCAUAUCUCCAGCAGCUCCCUCUGCUUCUCUUCCAGAACCUCAGGCCAUGGGGUUUCAUUAGCUGGGGAGUAAAGCCUGGAGAUGAUCUAUUAUAUCCGUGUAUUCAGAUUGUUUCGUAUAUUUGGAUCCUUAGUGCCUGGUGCAUAGUAGGAACUUCACAUGUGCUUGCUGAUGGAUUGAUGGGGAAGGUAGACACCGCAGAGGCCUAAGGAAGUUGUCUGAGGCCACUAGCUGGCCAGGGUCAGGAUCAGGGUCUUCCUUCAGAUGAAUGCAGCCCGCAGCAAACUGCACGGCACGGACGCGUGUCUGAGCUCAUGCAGAGCUCGGGCCAUGGGAAAGUGUCAAGUAGAGGGGGAGUCCUGGCCUUGGGGGCAGAAGAGAUCCACUUGAGUUACACACACACAUGUACACGUGUGUGCAUUGUGUGCGUACCACAUGUGUAUUACACACCAUAUAAGUAUCCGUGUAUAAAUGCACCGCAUGUGUUUGUGCGUGCAUAUACACACAUGUAUACACAUAUAUGCACAUUACAGUAUGUCUAUGCACGCCAGUCAUUUAUGCGUGUCUAUGCAGAGCACAUAUGUGUAUGCACACACGUGUACACAGGUGACUGUGUACACACACACAUUGGCUGCAUAUGACCAUAGACAGUAUUGCUAUGAGCUUGUUUUCUCUUCUCUUUUCAAACUGUUGGCUUUUUUCUCAUGACUUUCCUGCAUUGCUCUUAUUUCUCUUUCCAUUCUUUCCUCCAUCUCUCUAAAUCUUCCUUCUGCCUCU
Molecule: messenger RNA, 5172 nt
Organism: Dromiciops gliroides (monito del monte)
Lineage: Eukaryota; Metazoa; Chordata; Mammalia; Microbiotheria; Microbiotheriidae
Gene: INTU
Product: inturned planar cell polarity protein
Exons: 17
Coding region: 23-2908 (961 amino acids)
Biological process (GO): cilium assembly; establishment of planar polarity; nervous system development
Cellular component (GO): cilium; cytoplasm
Molecular function (GO): protein binding
Source: RefSeq, a predicted model, not a curated record